AUGCUUCAGGGAUCCAUCAAAAAGACUCCUGGAAAUUAUAUUCUAUUGGUGACAGGUGACCUUAAUGCCAAAGUUGGCACAGAUAGAGAGGGGAGGGAGCAAGCAAUCUGCACUAAAGGGAUUGAAGAAAGAAAUAUGAAUAGAGAAAAGCUAUUAGACCUCUAUUUAAACCACAACCUUGUUAUUGGUGGUACACAAUUCCCACAUAAAAGUAUACACAAACUAACUUGGAUCUCACCCAAUGGUAGAACAUCCAACCAGAUAGAUCAACUAAUGAUAAAGCGGAAAAAGAGAGGAUCAAUGCAAGAUGUUAAAGUUCAUAGAGGAGCAGAUGUAGCCAGCGAACACCCUCUUGUAGUUACCAAGAUCAAACUCAAGCUGAGGAAAGCAAUUAAACCAAGCAGCAAUGAGAGAAACAGACUAUUUGAUGUUGGAAAGUUAAACAAUGCAAGAGUCAAGAAAGAGUUUGUACUGGAGCUGACAAACAGAUUCCAUGUACUGGAGAGAUUGAAAAGGAGAGGGAAGAAGGUUUGGAGGAGGAGAACAUCCAAACCUUGUGGAACAACAUCAAAUCAGUCUUAUCUGUGGCAGCAGAAAAAGUGA
Molecule: messenger RNA, 603 nt
Organism: Eurytemora carolleeae
Lineage: Eukaryota; Metazoa; Arthropoda; Copepoda; Calanoida; Temoridae
Exons: 1
Coding region: 1-603 (200 amino acids)
Source: RefSeq, a predicted model, not a curated record